UCACAGCGCGAUGGCGGCGGCUCCUUCAGGCAGCUGAAGGGGGAUUUAGGCCCGGAAGAUCCGAGUCCAUCCGCGGCGGGGAGAGGGCGAGCGGGGUCGGUGGGGGCCGGAGCAGGGGCGGCGGCGCUCGGACUGUCCCAUCCGCCCCGUAUUGAGGCGCUGGGAGCAGCGGGGCGGCCGGAAAGCGAUGGUGAAAGCGGGGCCGUGAGGGGGGCGGAGCCGGCAGCCCGACCCGCCGUAGCGGCAGCAGCGGCGCCGCCUCCCCGAGCUCAGACCCAGGAAGCGGCCGGGAGGGCAGGAGCGAGCCGGACCCGCCGCCGCCGCCGCCAUGGAGCUCAGAGUCGGGAACAGGUACCGGCUGGGCCGGAAGAUCGGCAGCGGCUCCUUCGGAGACAUCUAUCUCGGUACGGACAUUGCUGCCGGAGAAGAAGUUGCCAUCAAGCUUGAAUGCGUCAAAACCAAACACCCUCAGCUCCACAUCGAGAGCAAAAUCUACAAAAUGAUGCAGGGAGGAGUGGGCAUCCCCACCAUCCGGUGGUGCGGGGCGGAGGGGGACUACAACGUCAUGGUGAUGGAGCUGUUGGGGCCAAGCCUGGAGGAUCUGUUCAACUUCUGCUCGAGGAAAUUCAGCCUCAAAACUGUCCUGCUGCUUGCUGACCAGAUGAUCAGUCGCAUUGAGUACAUUCACUCAAAGAACUUCAUCCACCGAGACGUGAAGCCAGAUAACUUUCUCAUGGGGCUGGGGAAGAAAGGCAACCUCGUGUACAUCAUUGACUUCGGGCUGGCCAAGAAGUAUCGGGACGCACGGACCCACCAGCACAUCCCGUACCGUGAGAACAAGAACCUCACCGGGACGGCGCGGUACGCCUCCAUCAACACGCAUCUUGGCAUCGAGCAAUCCCGGAGAGAUGACCUGGAGUCACUGGGCUACGUGCUCAUGUACUUCAAUCUGGGCUCUCUGCCCUGGCAGGGGCUGAAGGCCGCCACCAAGAGGCAGAAGUACGAGCGGAUCAGCGAGAAGAAGAUGUCCACGCCCAUCGAAGUGCUGUGUAAAAGCUACCCCUCUGAGUUCGCCACGUACCUGAACUUCUGCCGCUCCUUGCGCUUUGACGACAAGCCCGACUACUCCUACCUGCGGCAGCUCUUCAGGAAUCUCUUCCACCGCCAGGGCUUCUCCUACGACUACGUGUUCGACUGGAACAUGCUCAAGUUCGGAGCCAGCCGGGCCGCUGAUGAUGCUGAGCGGGAGCGCCGGGACCGAGAGGAGCGGCUGAGGCACUCCCGAAACCCAGCCGCCCGUGGCCUCCCCUCCACGGCCUCGGGCCGCCUGCGGGGCACCCAGGAAGUGGCUCCGCCCACCCCCCUCACCCCUACCUCACACACUGCUAACACCUCUCCUCGGCCCGUGUCCGGUGUGGAAAGAGAGCGGAAAGUGAGUAUGCGGCUGCACCGCGGUGCCCCUGUCAACAUCUCGUCCUCUGAUCUCACGGGCCGGCAAGACACCUCCCGCAUGUCCACCUCUCAGAAUAGCAUUCCUUUCGAACACCACGGCAAGUAGCUGCACGUCUCCCGUUGGAAGGCAGCACCGGAUUCCCGGUCGGGUGGCUUCCAGUGGUCUUCAGUCUGUGGUGCACCGAUGAGAACUCUCCUUUUUGCUGUGAAGGGCAGACAAUGCAUGGCUGAUCUACUCUGUUACAAUGGCUUUACUAGUGACGCGCCCCCCGGUCUAGAACCGAAACGUUAACACCGGGAGCUCUCCAGGCCGCCCACCCAGCGAUGCCCGUGGGGGAAACAAAACACAAACUAAACCGGACAGACUCCAAAGCGCUGCCGUCGCAGGGGCUGCACCGAGGGCCCCCCACGUGGACUCAGUUGUUGCGGGCUGGGAAGAAAAGCGGAGUGUGAGAGACCCUUGCAGAGAGAACCAAACUCCCGCCCCAGAGCCUUUCGGUUCCCCUCCAGUGGCGGUGCGCCCUGCUCCCUGACGAGCCUACUGUAGCCACCGACCUUCUACUUGGUUAAGACAGUUUUGUAUCAUUUUGCUAAAAAUUACUGGCUUAAAUCUGUGUAAAGAAA
Messenger RNA from Mustela lutreola (European mink), 2076 nucleotides. It is a transcript of the gene CSNK1D, whose product is annotated as casein kinase 1 delta. Gene Ontology annotation, molecular function: protein serine/threonine kinase activity; ATP binding. Gene Ontology annotation, biological process: signal transduction; non-motile cilium assembly; peptidyl-serine phosphorylation. The record is from RefSeq and is a predicted model, not a curated record. Lineage: Eukaryota; Metazoa; Chordata; Mammalia; Carnivora; Mustelidae. Gene Ontology annotation, cellular component: nucleus; spindle microtubule; cytoplasm. The transcript has 10 exons. The coding region runs from base 329 to 1558 and encodes 409 amino acids.